Crotalus tigris (Tiger rattlesnake) is the source of this 2659-nucleotide messenger RNA. It is a transcript of the gene SPIC, whose product is annotated as Spi-C transcription factor. The transcript is spliced from 6 exons. Gene Ontology annotation, biological process: cell differentiation; regulation of transcription by RNA polymerase II. The record is from RefSeq and is a predicted model, not a curated record. The coding region runs from base 184 to 987 and encodes 267 amino acids. Gene Ontology annotation, molecular function: sequence-specific DNA binding; DNA-binding transcription factor activity, RNA polymerase II-specific. NCBI's taxonomy places the organism in Eukaryota, Metazoa, Chordata, Lepidosauria, Squamata, Viperidae. Gene Ontology annotation, cellular component: nucleus.
CUCUACUGAUUGACUUCUGCGGCUGUUAGCAAUUCUUGUUCCAUUAAAGCAGGUAUUCCUUAGUAAGCUACUUAAAAAUCAGUCCUUUUAGCUUCAGAUGUACUUUGGCUUCCUUCUAGAAGUCUCCAGGUGAGUGCAUGGAAAGAAAUUGACAGGAUUGAAGAUUCAAUUUGGGAUUUUAAAAUGAGGCAAACCAAAGCAAACCAAUUUUUAUGGUUGCAGAGUUUUACAGGCCAAGACCUAUUUGGACAAGCUCUUGAAGAUGCCUUGGAGGUCUUACAGCAACAUUCUGAUGGCACCUAUAAUUAUAUGCCAGGAGAUUAUAAAAACUAUCUGACUUGCCAUCACAAUCUUUUCCAAACAAAUAUGAAUAACUUGUCUGAGCCUUUUACUGAAGAAACAACAUAUAACCAGAAUAAUACAACAAAUGACACCGACUUGUAUUCUGGAGCUAGCUUUUGUACCCUGCCAACUAUUCCAGAAAAUGAAAAGAUGUAUACCACAGCUCUUCAUCAAAAAAGCAACAGAGGUCGGAAAAGACUGCGACUGUUUGAAUACAUUCUUGAGUCUCUUCAUAAUCCAGACAUGGCAAACUGUAUCCAGUGGAUAGAUAAAGCCAAUGGUGUCUUCCAGUUUGUUUCCAAAAACAAGGAGAAAUUGGCAGAACAGUGGGGGGAACGCAAAGGAAACCGAAAAGUCAUGACUUACCAGAAAAUGGCAAGAGCACUGAGGAAUUAUGGGAGAACAGGAGAAAUAAUUAAAAUUCGAAGAAAGCUGACCUAUCAGUUUGGGUCUGUGGUUUUGCGAAAGCUCUCUCUGGCCUGCUUUUCAGGAAAAGAUAUAAAUAUUGACAAUCAAUUUGCUAAAGCUGAACAGGAAUGCCUAUAUGUAGCUGACUGGCUUACUUAUCAAAACUGCAUAAACCGAAAAGGCUGUGAUCUACAACAGGACAGCAGCCUGACAAGUUCAUUCUACUAUGAACCUUAGUAGAUGAUUUUUUUCCCCUUAUUAUGUCUUCCCACAAGAUUUAUGUGGAAUGAUUAACUCACCAGAAACAAACACCAGCUACCAGAUUAAAAAAACCAAAAACCCUUUUUAGGCUAAUCUGGAGUGGUUUGCAAAUAGAUUUUGCUCGGAGUAAGCUUUGUUAAACUUCAGAGUAGGCACCUAGAGCACUGAAGUGCCUAGCUGGGAUCUCAUACUUAAUUGUAUCAAGUCUUGCUUCUGAGUAGUCUUGCAUAGAAUGGAACUUCAUUCUCUUUCUUGGUUUAUAAGGGAAUCUCAUUUAUUUCACUGUAUUUUUUCUAUUUUACAAUUGUUGAUUUAGAAGGAAACUUACUGAACUUAGUCCUGUCUGAUUGCUUUUAGUAUUGCAGUCUUAACAAUAGAAAUUAGAGGUGUAGCAUAAAUGCAUGGAAUAAAUAUAAAUGUGUAAUAAAACACAUGCACAUAUUAACUUUCUGAAUUUUGUUAUGCUUAAAAUAUAUUCAGAAUGACUAGUUUCUGUCUCAUUUAUAACUUCAUUUAAAUCUUAAAUUCUGUACUACGUUUAAGUGCAAGUUUCUUUAUUUUCAUUCCUGUGCUGGCUGCAAAUGUAAACUGAAAUCUGUUUCAUUUCAAGGACAAUGGGCUGAUAAAGAGUUAUUUCUUAAAACAUAAAUGCAGGAGUGCAGGAGAUCAAGCAGAAGGGGAGGAUGAAUGAGAAAGGGAGAGAAUGAUUGCUAUAGCAGUAAGAAGCAUGAUCCUCCCUUUCUCCUGUAGUUGCCAUCAAUGGAGGUGUAGAAGGAUCAACAUCUGAAUUCUUUCAGCAUCUAAAAAUUUUGCCUUGGGAUCCAAAGAACCAUAUUGACACUCCUGCAUUUAUAACAGAAAUUUGAGGUUCAGAAAAGGAAAAAAGAAGAGGAAAGGGCUUGUACAUGUUAAGGAAGAAUGUAGUAUACACAGAUGAAAUUAUAGUAAGUUAAAAUUGGAUGACUUUCCCAGUUGAAAAGAAAGAAGAUUUUUAGUGUGUACCAUUGUCUAUCCUAUGGCUUAGGGUUUUCAAAGGUUCUGCAAUUAUGUGAUAAACCAGUGAGUAUGCUAAUUAAAGAAGCGGUUGAGCUCAUAUUUAAAUUCACUCAAUUUUCUUCUGUUUAAUGCUAAAUACAAAUGUCAAGAUUAAAUUAAUUUCCCCUAUCAGCAUUUACCAACUUUGAUUGAAUUUAAAUAUAAAAAAAAAAAACAAGCCCAAAAUUCAAUUUCAUCCUGCAUCUUUUAUAAAGUAUAAAUCAUAUAAGGAUACAAUUUUAGGAUAUAUUUUUCACUAAUAAUCAAUUGAUCAAAUUAGUCACUAUCAAUUGAUUUACUGUAAAUAUGGACUUAACACAAUUUUUGUACAUUUGUAGUUAUUCAGAGUAUAUUUUAAGGAAGAUUAUUGUGUCUAUUGUGUAUGAUUAUUUUAAAAACUUUGUAACAUUCAAAAUAAAUUAUGUUUUCUGUAUGUAUAUGUGUGUGUAUGUGUGCAUACAUGUAUAUAUAUAUAUACAUAUAUAUCCCUAAUACUUUUAAAAAUGCGAAUCCCAGACAUGUUUACGUUAAAAAUAUGAAAAUUCUUGAACUCUGGGAUAGAUAAAACCAGCUGUUUAUUGUUAAAAGCAACAGAGGCACAAAAAGAAUAAAA